AUAGACUCCUUGUAUAGCAAAAUAACCUUCUAUGUAGACUCCUGGUAUGGAAAAUAACCUGUAAUGUAUAAGAGGCUGCUUUAUGCCGAGAGCAGGGGAAGGAGAACAUUCUGCAAAGUUAAUAAAUUGAUUAACUAUCUUGGUACUCUGCUUUUGGGCUUGAAUAGAUUAACAUGGUAUCAGAGCUUCUUCCAAAUCCUUGCUUGCCUCUGUCUUGAAUUUUCCUUUGGCUUUUGCUGUAGUUGCCUUACUCAUCUUGGACCCAUCUUUUUCAUAUUACUCCUGGUGGAAAGUGUGCAGGCGAGAGAGAAGGAGUGGUUGUUGGAUCCUUAAUUUCCAACUUUGUGUUAUUCUUGUUUUCUCUGCUGCUAUUCUUCACAGUUCUUGGUUUCAAAAUCUGCAAAUCUGUCGUGCUUUUCUGGUGCAACUCUAGUGCAACUCUUGGGUUUCUAGUGCAACUCUUGGCUGUUUCAGAUCUUCCUUCUUUGGUGGUGUUCUUGGUAUUUUCAGAAUCAUUCUUCUUCGUUUCAGAUAUUGGGUUUCUAGUGCAACUCUUGGCUUCAGAAUCUGGUGUGUAUCCCUCUUCCAUUGCACUAAUCCCUGUCAGUUUCAGUUUCAAAAUCUAUUUCUUUUCAGCUUUAUCAUGUCUUCGGAUAAGCUAGACUUGUUUCAUAUCCGUCUUAAUGGGAAAAAUUAUUCUGCUUGGGAGUUUCAAUUUCAAUUAUUCGUCAAAGGGAAAGAACUGUGGGGGCAUAUUAAUGGGAGUAAUCCUGCACCUACAGAUGUCGAUGCUUUGUCUAGAUGGGAAAUCAUGGAUGCUCGAGUUAUGACCUGGAUCCUUAGCUCAAUAGAACCUCAUCUUGUUCUCAAUUUGAGGCCUUAUAAAACUGCUGCUGCUAUGUGGAAUUAUCUAAAUAAGGUUUAUAAUCAGGAUAACACAGCUCGGCGUUUUCAAUUAGAGUAUGAGAUGGCUAACUUCACACAAGGAAGUCUCUCUAUUGAGGAAUACUUUUCCGGUUUUCAAAAUCUUUGGGCUAAUUAUUCAGAUAUUGUUUAUGCUAAUGUUCCUACUGCAGCUCUCUCUGCUGUUCAAGCAGUGCACGACACAAGCAAGAGAGAUCAAUUCUUGAUGAAGCUCCGUUCUGAUUUUGAAACUGCACGCUCUAAUUUGAUGAAUCGGCAUCCUGUACCAUCUUUAGAUGCUUGUUUGAGUGAACUUCUUCGUGAGGAGCAGCGUAUUAUAACUCAGGCGACUAUGGAACAUAGGGCAAAUGUUAGUGCACCUGUUUCUAUAGCUUAUGCAGCACAGGGGAGAAAUAAAGGUAGAAAUAUGCAUGGUGUCCAAUGUUUUAGUUGUAAAGGUUUUGGUCAUAUUGCUCGGGAUUGCCCUAAGAAAUUCUGCAACUACUGUAAGAAACAUGGUCAUAUCAUCUCUGCUUGUCCCAUUCGACCUGAAAGGAAACAAGGAACUGCUUAUCAUGCCUCCAUUGGUGCCUCUGGUUCUGCUGCAUUGCCUAUUGCCUCACCUGUUGUUCCUAUUCCUACUCCUACAGGCUUAGCAAACCCGAAUACACUUACUCCUGAAAUGGUACAACAAAUGAUCAUUUCUGCUCUUUCUGCUCUUGGGUUCUCAGGAUCAAGCGUCAGGGAAGAUGAUCGCGAAGGGGCCUAAAGUGGGACGACUCUUUCCUCUUCAUAUUUCUCAUUCCACCAAUAUUUCUAGUUUUCCUUUACUUUCCUUUGCAUGUAAUUUUAUUGGUUCUGAAAAUAAGAGAUGGCAUAAACGUCUAGGCCAUCCAAACUCUGAUGUACUUCGCACUUUGAUUAAUUCUGGA
Molecule: messenger RNA, 1835 nt
Organism: Populus trichocarpa (black cottonwood)
Lineage: Eukaryota; Viridiplantae; Streptophyta; Magnoliopsida; Malpighiales; Salicaceae
Exons: 2
Coding region: 644-1672 (342 amino acids)
Molecular function (GO): nucleic acid binding; zinc ion binding
Source: RefSeq, a predicted model, not a curated record